AUUCAAUUAGAUAGAAUCGCAGGUUAGAAAUGAAACUAUUACAAGUGUCUUUAAUAUUGUGUUUUCUGUAUCAAAAUGUGAUCAGUUACCGAAUUUUGGGAGUUCUUCCCGUACCAUCCAAGUCACACUAUUAUAUCGGACACAAUCUUUUGAAAGGAUUGGCCAAAGAAGGUCACGAUGUGACUGUAAUAACUCCUAUCCUAGAUAAAAACCCAAUUAAAAACUACAAAGAAGUGUUUCUCGAACAUUCUUGGGAUAAUUUUCGCAAAAUCUCGGCAAAAGAUAAUUUCGUGGAUUUUUCGAACAUGCACGUUUGGAAUAUGAUCUUUAAAUAUUUUGAUGUUGGAAUGGAUAUGACGAAUUGGGCUUUAGAAAGCAAAAAUCUGCAGGAAUUUAUGAAAAUAAAACAACAUUUCGAUGUUGUUGUUGUUGAAGUUUGUGUUGAUGAAGCUCUACUUGGUUUUGGAAAUUACUACAAUGCUCCGGUGGUGGCCAUAUCCGCGUUCGGUGCUUCAAAAUGGACAACCGAUUUGGUUGGAUCACCAAAUUUUGCUUCAUUCCGUGAUCAGCCUCGAACUCCGCUAGAAACAGGAAUGCAUUGGGUGAAACAUGUGGCCAAGAACAAAGGUGCUCCGCAUUUGAGAAGUGUUGCGGUCGAUUUGCCAUUUUUUAAAUUGUACAACUUGGAUGUAUCGGCAUUCAUCUUUGGUGUCAUUGCUCUGACUCUAUUUUUAUUA
Contarinia nasturtii (swede midge) is the source of this 737-nucleotide messenger RNA. RefSeq lists its product as uncharacterized. The annotation marks the transcript as partial. Gene Ontology annotation, molecular function: UDP-glycosyltransferase activity. Lineage: Eukaryota; Metazoa; Arthropoda; Insecta; Diptera; Cecidomyiidae. The transcript is spliced from 3 exons. The record is from RefSeq and is a predicted model, not a curated record.